Triplophysa rosa is the source of this 2800-nucleotide messenger RNA. RefSeq names its product serine/threonine-protein kinase 32C. The coding region runs from base 39 to 1037 and encodes 332 amino acids. The record is from RefSeq and is a predicted model, not a curated record. Gene Ontology annotation, biological process: protein phosphorylation; G protein-coupled receptor signaling pathway; regulation of signal transduction. The transcript has 10 exons. Gene Ontology annotation, molecular function: G protein-coupled receptor binding; G protein-coupled receptor kinase activity; ATP binding. Lineage: Eukaryota; Metazoa; Chordata; Actinopteri; Cypriniformes; Nemacheilidae.
UUUCGGUUUUAAGGUACUCGUUUCAGGAUGAGGAGGACAUGUUUAUGGUGGUGGAUCUGCUGUUAGGAGGAGACCUGCGGUAUCAUCUCCAGCAGAACGUUCAGUUCACUGAAGAAGCGGUGAAAGUUUACCUGUGUGAGAUGACGCUGGCGCUGGACUACCUGCAGAGCCAACACAUCAUACACAGGGACAUCAAGCCUGACAACAUUCUGCUGGAUGAACAAGGUCACGCACAUUUAACAGACUUCAACAUCGCUACGAUAAUAAAGGACGGUGAGCGAGCCACAGCUCUGGCGGGAACCAAACCUUACAUGGCUCCAGAAAUCUUCCAGUCGUUCGUGAGCGGAGGAAGCGGAUAUGCCUUUCAGGUGGACUGGUGGUCAUUGGGUGUGACCAUUUUUGAGGUUCUGCGAGGUUGGAGGCCGUAUGACAUUCACUCGAGUAAUUCUGUGGAGUCUCUGCUGCAGUUGUUCAGUACCGUCAGUGUUCAGUACAGUUCAGCCUGGCACAAAGAUCUCGUGUCGCUGCUGAGGAAGUUAUUGACGGUGAACCCCGAGCAUCGUUUCUGUGGUCUGGCUCAGAUGCAGACAGCUCUUUACCUCUCUGAUGUUAACUGGGACGAUGUUUAUGAGAAGAAACUGGAGCCCGGGUUUGUUCCCAAUAAAGGGCGUCUUCAUUGUGACCCGACCUUUGAACUGGAAGAGAUGAUCCUGGAGUCUCGUCCUCUUCAUAAGAAGAAAAAGCGUCUGGCCAAAAACAGAUCGCGAGAUAACAGCAAAGAUUCUCAGUCUGAGAACGAGUAUCUUCAGGAGUGCCUUGAAGUCGUCCAGCAGGAGUUCAUGAUUUUCAACCGUGAAAAGUUUAAGCGUCGUCAGGAGGAGGAGAGUGUUCCGGGAGGUGAUGGAGAGGGAGCGGAGGCAGAUGAUGGAGAUCCAGACGCUGAAGGAGGAACAGAGGAUGAAGAGACCGAGCCUGAACCCGAGACCUCUAAACGAAGCAUGUGCGGCUCCGUCUGCUUGUCUCCAGGAAGCAGUUAGCACCCGUCCCGUCGGCUCUCACCUCGCCUUUAAAAUCCCAGAGAGAACUCUGAGCGACUCAUCCUGAACCGCCACAGGUGUACAAACAGUCCGAGUCUCAAAGCGUUUCCAUGUUGUGUGUCGCCUGUAGGUCGCUCUCUAGAAUAAGCGCAAACACUUCUAUGCAACGUGAUCUUCAGCAUGAUGUAAAUAGAGAUUUAAGAGGCUAUUGAACAUUUUAAGACUGCACGCUUGUAUGUGUGUGAUGAUGGUGAUGAAACCCAGAGAAAGAGACAAUUGAAGGAAAUGAUGGAGGACGUUUCAGUUCUUUUUCAGAGAGAUUAUCAGGUUUAUGGUUCAGCAGUUUAGAAGCUUGUAAACCAACCGCUAAAUAAUUCAACAGAGUGAACGUACUCAUUUUAAAAGAAGAGCUUGGUGAUAUGCCCUUACAAAAAUAAAGUUUAAAAAUUAAGUAUACCUAAGCAAAGCAUAUUUUAGGUACAAUUUUAAUGUAUACUUUUCUAAACCUGACUUCAAGUGGUAAUGAAAUAGUACACUAGUAGUAUAUUGAUAAUAGUAGAACUUUUUGGAGUUUACUUUAGUAUACUUAAUAAAAUAAACUUUGUACGAAUCCUUACAAAAAAAUCGUAUGCACAAAGACAACAUCAGUAAAACGAAAAUAACUAGAGGAUAAAGUUUUAUCUUUCUUUCCGCGAGUUCUCAUCUUAUAGCCUGAACUGAUUUUCAUUUUCAUUUCGAGGACUUUGGUCAACAUUAACUCAUCAUUUUUGCUGUAUUUUUCCAUGAAGACAUUUAAAACACUUGAUCUGCUACAAGUUGUUGAUUCCAGACAGUUAUUAGGAAUUGACAGAUUGAUGUGAAAGUCAGAAACAGUGCUUUCGUGAGGUCUUUAAGACAAUUUAAAGCUGUUAGUAGCUGUUUUUCUUUCAUCUUUCUCUCUGCUUGCUGCUUUCGGCAACACGUUCGUUGCCAAAUUACCUUUUUGACUGUUAAACUAGUUGUUGAACUUUUGUGGAGGGUUUGUAGUUGCACAUAUUCUUGACUCUUCUCUACAGGACUCUGUCAGUUUAAGAUUGAUUUAAUAAUACUUGGGAUUGUGUUAACAUGGCUUCAGUCGUAGCAUUAGGAACAAUAGGAAUAAUUUAAGGUGGUAUUGUUAGUUUCAGCAGUGACAUCUGCGUGUAGCAUUCAGAACGCUGCAGUCUAUAUACUGAAGCAAAAGACAUCAUCCACAGUUUUAUGUGGAUUUGCUUACAUAACCGAGUGUCUAUAGAACAACAAUUAAGAUAAAUGAAGUAAUUGCUUACAGUAAGAGGUUUAAUGAAGCUCUGUCUUCACACAGUGGCGUUUCAAAUCUCUAUCCAAGUGUGCAGGCACAACUUGUAGGCAAAGACGCCAAAGCUUUUGUACCAUUUACAUAUGCGUUACAUUAUAUAUAUAAAUGAGUGCCUGUGUAUGUACGUGUAUGUGUGUGUGCGUGCGCGUGUGUGCGUGCGUAGAGCCAAUAUAAACAUGUAACAUUUGUAAACAAGCGUUUAUUAUCAUAAGUAGGGAAUGUUUCUGAAAUCUUCUUAAAGCUGGAGUUAGUCUGAGAAACAGAAGCGGUGGAGAGAUUCAAACUCCUGCAUGUUUCACUGUAUUCUGUACAUUAAGACUGGAAGCCACUAUAAAGCCGUAGGCAUGUGUGUGUGUGUGUGUGUGUGCGUGCGUGCGCGUGCGUGCGUGCGUGCGUGUGCGUGCGUGCGUGCGUGCGUGCGUGUGUG